CACCCUUCCUUCACUUCGUGCUGGCGCCAGUGCUACUGUCUUUCUUUCAUCAGUCAAGCAUCAUUCCUUUGGCUUGCCUGCUCGCUGACUUUCACUUCUCUGUUGCUCACUGUAUCUACGUUCUCUUCUUACAACUGCGAGCAAGCUGUGUUUGCUGGCCUUCCGCGAAGUUGACCCUCGCUUUUCUCGCUCUUUGACCACUCUGUUCGCCUGGCGCAGCAUCGACAGAAAGGAACACCGACGCCCUGGGGAACACGUCUCAACAUCACCAAGAUGAAGGCCGCCACUCUCACCCUCGGCCUCUUCGCCGUCCUCACAUCUGCCUUUUCGCACCCGCGCUAUCUGCGGCAUAGGCGUGACAACACAACAUCCACAGCCCUCGUCCCUGACAAUGCCGGUGCUGCCUUGCAGUCCACCGGAUCGAUCCCGUUAUCCACUGGGGUCUCGUCUGCCGCGGCGGCGACUGUCGUCACCAGCGCUGCCCCGUUCCCAACCAACGCUACCGCGGCCGGCAUUACCACUCUGACCGUGUCUACAACCUCGGUGCGCACCAUCAUCUCUUGUGCCCCUGAAGUGACCAACUGCCCUGCAAGGAGUCAGGACGUCACCAAGCUGCCCAGCGAGGCUCUCUCCACCGUCCUGGUCACCGACACCAUCGUCUUGACCACGGUCGUUUGCCCCGUCACUGCCGCGCCGUCCAUCUCGUCUAGCGUCCUGUCGGACGCCUCCAAGGGUAUCAUCACCGGCAGCACCCUGACCCAGCCUCCGGCGAGCGCCGCUACGACCGCCACCGCUGCUGCCCAGGUCGGCGUCUCGACCUCGACCGAGACCAAGGUUGCCACCAUGACCAUCACCAAGGUUGUUACCAUGACUCUCCGUGGCGGUAACGGCAAGGGUGGCGGCCAGGUCAUCACUACCACGAUCGAGUCCACUGUCAAGUCCACCACUGUCCAGGUUGUCACCAACACUCUGUCCGAGAGCGGCGUUGCGGCGGUCUCGACCAACGUGGCGGGCGGGCAGGACACGACGACCACCAAGACCGUGACCUCGACUGGCACGCGCACCGUCACCAUGCACAGAGCCACGGCCACCGGUGUGGCGGCCGGCGCUGGCAGCAACAGCGGUAGCGGUAGCGGCAGCGGUAGCGGUAGCGGCAGCGGUAGCAACAGCGGCAGCGGCAGCAGCGGCAACAGCAGCAGCGGCAGCGGCAACGGCAACGACAACGGCAACAGCAGCGGCAGCGGCAGCAGCAGCGGUAGCAACAGUGGCAGCGGUAACGGCAGCGGCAACGGCGUCUGCGACUGCUCCGCCAGCGCCGUGACCGUCACGGUGACGGAGCCGGCCUCGACCGUCUACGUGACCGUGACGGGCGCGAACGCCGCCGCCGCCACCACCACCACCCAGACCGCCGCCGCCGCCUCUUCCGCCGCGUCCACGAGCGCCAGCAACCAGACCAGCAUCGUCGUGGGCAACACGAACAGCGCCAGCACCGGCGACGACACCGGCAGCGACACCGGCAGCAACACCGGUGACAGCGCCAGCGGCGAGGAGGCCUGCUCGACCGAGACGAUCGUGACCGUCACCUCCACCUCCACCGCCGCCACCGCCGCCACUGCUACUGCAGCCGCUACGUCCGUCGCUAGCGAUGCCUCUUCGCAGGACGCUGCCGCCACCACCACCGCCGGUGCCACCGCGACCGGCACCAGCGCCGCCGCGGGCGAGUCGGACGACGCCUGCCCGCCGGACGAGGUCGUCACCGUGACUGGGACGUCUUCUGCCUCGGCCACGGCCGCGGCGACGUCAGCGGCUGCGUCGUCGUAAGUGGGAUUGAUUGAUUAGAUGGUAGAUGGUGGAGCCUGUUGUCGCCAUCAGUGCCCUGUUGUCCUUGGGCGUGAUGGGGACGAGAGAGAGAGAGCAUGUACCUGAGUUCUUUCUGUGACUGUGAAGGUGUCAAGGGAAUAAGGGUGUAGGGGAAAGAGACAAACAGAAACCACAAACAGCAGACUAGAUUAGAGCACGGUUCUCUGAUCGGGUCGCGACUUCAAUUCAUGUAUACUUCUUUUUCUGGGUACCUUAGGGUAGGGAAACACUGGCGCAUCAUUGAUUGCUCUUGGAAAACGCGCUAUGUAC
Thermothielavioides terrestris NRRL 8126 is the source of this 2130-nucleotide messenger RNA. RefSeq lists its product as uncharacterized. The transcript has a single exon. Bases 274 to 1821 code for a protein of 515 amino acids. Lineage: Eukaryota; Fungi; Ascomycota; Sordariomycetes; Sordariales; Chaetomiaceae. The record is from RefSeq and is a predicted model, not a curated record.